CAACUUCGAUCAGCUGUUGUUUAUUUUGGAUUUUGUUUAUUUUUAUUUCUAUUGAUUGAAAGAUUUAAGUAAUAUUGCAGUUUGAUAAAAAUGUUUUUUGUGAACAACGCUAGAUAAGCAGUCUCUCUAUGAAUUAAAAAUUACAACAAAUAUGAAUGUCGUGAGUCAUUCAGGGCUUCUUCAGGGCCUAGCCUUCGAAACCUUAAGAAAAUUCGAUGUUGACCUGGAAAUGAUUCAAAAAGACGUUAAAAUCCUGAAUUUUGAAAUGAUCGAUUACGAAGAGAAGCUGCAGGGAUCAAUUUUCGGAGAAAAGGAAUCUGUGUCUUAUCUGUUAAGUUUUGAAACCAACUACAUUCAAUUUCAUGUGAAACUAUUGACAUUCCAAUAUGAAUCUAGAAACGAACUGCUCAAACUAGAAAUUGACUGUAGAACACCCUCAAUAAGAAGGGAAAUUAAAUAUUGCUGCAACUCCUUGCAAAGGAGACGUAACUUAAAUCAAAUGUUUAUCACAUUAGUUCAGUUUUCCAGGUAUAUAGAGGGACGGAGACUGAUUUGUGAUCUUGUCUUGAAUAGCUCCACACAUGUUUCUGUUAGGGAUCAUGAUGAGGGUGGCAAAGUGAUUGUUUAUGCAGAGGCAACCCGAGAUAUCAAAGUAGGAGUUUUGUGGACUGUUGAGUGUAAUUCUGAAUUGGAGGUUGUUGAUAAGGUUGAGGUCUUCUUUAAAGUGUCAGAGCUGCCUAACAAGGACAACAUAAAAGAUGAACUCAUCCAACUUACUGAACCCCAUUUAAGUUUUAAUGAAAAAUACCACUUAUGGAAAAAUCUUUUAAAACUAUUAGACAGUCUUAAUAAUUCGUCUAAGUCAGAUCCAAAGACUACCACUGAUUUAGAUGAUAUCAAAGUUCUAAAAAAACCCAUUGUUUUGCCAAAAACAGUAAAAGUAGAAAAAAAUGAACCUUUAGAGGAACAAGAAGAUGACUGUAUAUCGGUGGUAUCUUCAUCGGUAGAGGAUAAUGAUCAAAAUGCUGUAGUAUUCAUCACAAACCCCAAUUUAAACUGUACUAAUGAUCAAUCGAUUAUCUUAAGUGACUGUGAAGACCCAGAUCCACCUGAGACCGAGUCAGUUAUAUGUUUAGAUAGUCCUGAUACCAAAAAACAAACCACUUCUGAACCGGAUUUGGUCAUUUGCGUUGAUGACAACGUCCCAAGGAAUCAAAAAACGACUUCUACCAGACCCAAGAAAAGAAAUCUUCCAACACAAACUUUACUGGCGCCUCAAGGACUCUUUACGUAUCCCCUACUGCCACUUCUAGGCCUUCCAAAGAGGCCAAGACUGAACCCUUGCGGAAAACUUUUCGAAGUGGUCAAUCAGUUUUUAGCUCCUUCAUCCCCAAUGCAAAUAACGUGCUAUCCGAACAAUUUGAGGAGGAACAAUAUUUACAAUGGUACCUCGAACGGUAGCUUAAGAUCACCCCCUGAGAUAAGUUUAACUCCUAGAAAUUCAACGAUUUUAUGCAAAGGAAACCACAUUAAAGCCAAAGAGGCUCCUGACGAUGAACUUGAGAUUACUGGGGUGACUUAUUUGGUGCCCGAAUAAAACAGGUAACUGGAACAAUAAGUAAAAAAAAGCUCUUGUAGUUGCCGGGUAAUGUGGGACAACCAAUGUUGCCAAGAUGCAGAUAUUUUUGUUUGGUUUAAAUUGACGUUUGUUAGCGAGAAAAUGACGUUCAUAUGGUUGCUACUCGGCAACAUUUGUGCUGGGCCUUCUAACAUUUCCUAUGGUAUAUUCACUUUUAAGACAUUUUUAUCGUAAACAUAAAUUGGUUCAAUGCUGGUAAAAUAGGAAAUUGAAAUUAUACAAUUUCAUUUAUGAUUCUAUUAUUAUUAUAUUGAAAAUGUUUUUUUUAUAAAUUUUAAAUUACAAAUUUAUAUUUUGGACUGUUGGUCCUAACAUAACUCUGUUGAUAAUUUGUUGUGUGUCAAAGUUAAGGAAUAGAAAACGUACGGUUUUAUUAUCUACCAUUUAUUUAUGCUUUAAAUUUUUACAUGAUUUCAUUGUAAAUAUUGUAAAUAAAUAAAAUCAUAGAUCAACAAA
Anthonomus grandis grandis is the source of this 2095-nucleotide messenger RNA. RefSeq lists its product as uncharacterized. The transcript is spliced from 3 exons. Bases 152 to 1597 code for a protein of 481 amino acids. NCBI's taxonomy places the organism in Eukaryota, Metazoa, Arthropoda, Insecta, Coleoptera, Curculionidae. The record is from RefSeq and is a predicted model, not a curated record.